Lutzomyia longipalpis is the source of this 1623-nucleotide messenger RNA. Its product is annotated as arylsulfatase B-like. The transcript has 4 exons. The coding region runs from base 1 to 1623 and encodes 540 amino acids. NCBI's taxonomy places the organism in Eukaryota, Metazoa, Arthropoda, Insecta, Diptera, Psychodidae. The record is from RefSeq and is a predicted model, not a curated record.
AUGCCCAAGAAAACAAUUCUAAAAUUAAAUAAGAUAUUUGAGAAUGUUGGAGAAAAACCAAACAUAGUGGUCAUUAUGGCUGAUGAUCUUGGAUCUUUUGACGUGAGUUUAAAGGGAGGAAAUCAAAUUCUAACGCCCAACAUUGAUGCUCUGGGCUAUCAAGGAGUCAUCCUCAACCGUCACUACACCCCAUCAUUGUGCAGCCCAUCAAGAGCAGCUUUUCUAACAGGAAAGAGUCCAAUUAACUUAGGAAUGCAGUUCAUAGUAAUCUUCAAUGAUGAACCAAGAAGUUUAUCCCUCGAUGAGAAGCUCCUUCCGCAGUAUCUGAAAGAAGUCGGAUACAGGACUCAUAUCGUUGGAAAAUGGCAUCUGGGCUUUGCAAGAAGAAGCUUCCUUCCCACACAUAGAGGAUUUGAUACGCAUGUAGGCUUCCUUGGCUCACACAUUGAUUACUUCAAUUUUACAAACACACUGGAUCCAUAUCCCGCAGGAUUUGACUUCAGGUACAACGAAGAUGUCUACAGGGAUAGGAUUGGAGAAUACGCAACGGAUGUUUUAACUGACGAAGCAACAAAAAUCAUCGAAGAGCAUAAUCCAAAAGAUGGACCAUUAUUUAUGUAUUUUCCUCAUAUUGCUGUUCAUUCAGGUAAUGAGUAUGAUCCCCUUCAGACUGUACCUGAAGAUUUGGAAACAGUAGCCCAUAUCAAAGAUCCAGAUAGAAGAACCUACGCUGCUAUGGUUAAAGCGUUAGAUCGAUCAGUUGGAAAAGUUGUUACAGCUCUAAAGAAAAAGGAUAUGCUUGAGAAUACAAUAAUCUUGUUCUUCUCCGAUAAUGGUGGACCUACGCAAGGAUACCACGCUACGUCUGCUUCAAAUUUCCCUCUAAGAGGCCAAAAAGAUGGCCCCUGGGAGGGAGGAGUACGUGGUACAGGUGUUAUUUGGAGUCCUCUGCUCCAGAAACGUCACUACGUUUCAAAUCAUUUGAUUCACAUAACCGACUGGCUGCCAACAUUUACAGAGCUGGCUAAUGUUUCCUCAUACAAGGAAAAGGAUCUCAAUGGUAACAACAUCUGGUCAACGAUAUCCUACAACGAAUCUUCGUUACGAAGAGAAAUUGUCCACAACAUUGAUACAAUUAGCGGCUAUACUUCAUACUGCAAAGAUGGAUGGAAGUAUAUUAAUGGAACAAGAUGGAAUGGAGCGCAUGAUCAAUGGAUUGGUGAAAUGACCUUUGAAGAAAGUCCUGAAGCUUCCUCUUAUCCAAAUCUUGUAAUGAAAAGCAAAGUUUGGCAAGCCCUGAAUCCCUACGCACUGAAAAAUCUCAAGCCAAGACAUUUGGAAGAGAUGCGGAAGAAAACGGGAAUAAAUUGUCGAAAAGUAACUUCGCCAUCACGUGACUGUAAGCCUUUGGAAGCUCCCUGUCUCUUCUACGUGGACGAUGAUCCUUGUGAAAUGAACAAUUUGGCACAUUUUCGCCCAACACGAAUGGCGAUCAUUGAGAAGAGGCUAAAAUACUUGCAGGAAACUAUGACACCUCCUGGAAAUCUUCCACGGAAUUCUGCUGCAAAUCCUGCACUACAUGAUGGAAUUUGGACGUGGUGGUUUGAAUUGAUGCAAAAAUGA